UUAAGGUACCAGAACCUUAUCCGCAGUAAACUUUCCCACCUCUGGAAACUCCUGAAAAAAAUCCCUGGGAAGGGAUCUCUGAUUGAUGAUCUGAAAGGAGAUGCUAUCGACGCAGACGAUAACAGUCCAAGAUAUCCGGUGAUUUGUGCUUUUUCUUGAAGAACAUGACAGACAAAAUAACAGCAUUCCAGUCGUUCCUAAACGACAGCGAGAUCGAAGUCUCGCCCGACCUCGAAAUCGCCUACGACGAAGACUCAGGCUACCGCGUCCUUCUCUCGUCCACCUCCCGCGGCAAGAUCAAGCCCCGCACUCCGCUCGUGCGGAUUCCAAAGUCCGCAGUACUCAGCGGGAGCACAUGCUCGAUCUGCAACCUGCUCCCGGACGAACUGCAGGGCACGAUGGCCGGUCUGGUGGUGGCGUAUAUGGUCGAGCGAGCGCUGGGCGAUCGGUCGCCGUGGGGUGCGUAUCUGGCGAUGCUGCCGGAGCGGGAGCGCGGGUGUUUGCAUUUUUGGACGGAGGAGGAGAGGUCGUGGAUUUAUGGGACGGAUGCGCAGAUUAUGCUGUGGGCUGCGGACAUGGAUUUGGAUGAUCUGUGUAUGUUCGCCGGUGAUUUCUUUUUCUACCAGCAGAGCGUUGUGCAGCCUCUGCUCGCCGACUCGUUGCGCGAGGCGAAUAUGACGUGGGAGGAGUUUACGAGUAAAGAAAAGUUCUACGACGCGGCGUCGGUGGUCGCGGCGCGGUGUUUUGAGAUCGACUCGUUUAUAGGCCUGGGUCUGGUCCCGUACGCGGAUCUGUUUAAUCAUCUCGAUGACGAGGAUGUGCGGUUCGAGAGCCAGUUUGAUGUGUGCGAGUUUUGUGGGGCGAAUUCGACGUGCGAGCAUGAUGCCCAGAAGAUGAGGGAUGCGGUGGGUGGUGGUGACGAGGAGGAUGUGGAGAUGGAGGGGAUGGAGCUGGAUGAUGAUAGCGAUGUUGCGCCGGAGCUGGAAGAUACCUCGCCCUCAGACGAAGAAGACGACAGCGACGACUCAGAUUCCGACCCCGACGAAAAAGACACAUGCGACAUCGUGGCCCGCAAGCGGAUCUCCGCCUCCGCCAGCCUGUUCGGGACCGAGACCGAGAUCUACAACUCGUACGGCCCGCUGUCGUCGACGCACUUGCUGGUCAAGUACGGGUUUGUGCCGGACCGGAAUCGGCAUAACUAUUUGCUGAUGAGUUGGGGGACUAGGAUGCUGUAUAGUGAGAAACACGUGGACUGGCAUGGGGAUCACGAUCAUGAGUUUGUGGGGAUCAUGGAGGGGGUGCGUGGUGCGGAUGUUGGUUAUGUACAGGAAGAGAGUGAGGAUGAUGAGGUCUAUGAUGAGGAGGCGGAUAGCGAAGGAGGAGAUGAGGAGGAGCAAGAAGAGGAAGAAGAGGAGGAGCAAGAAGAGGAAGAAGACAAAGAAGAAGAAGAAGAGGAAGAAGAAGAAGAGGAAGAGGAAGUAAAGGAAGAGGAAGAAGAUCCAGAGCUAAAGAUCGACAGCGAAGGCCGCGUCAACAUCCACCUCUGGAACCGCAUCAUGCUUCUCAUCUACGCCACCGCAGAUGAGCCCAUCGACUCUUCCAACCCCGACCUGCUCCACGACGUGCUCCGCCAGUUCAACACCGCUCCCCACUCGAUAACCGAAAAACAGCUCACGCCGGUAACAAGACAGGCGCUUUUAAUUCUGCAGGAUCUUCUCAUCAACAGGAUCGCGCGGUACAGAGACGGAGGGCUGUCGGCUAGUGAGUAUCAGUAUAUGCUGGCCGAUAAGUCGUGGGCAGUUGGCGGGAGUGAGUCUGAGAAGCGGAAAAUCAUGGCUAUGAGUCUUAUUGGCCAGGAGAAGGCUAUGCUGGAGCGCGCGUUGCGGAGGAUCGGUGCCGCGCAAAGAGUGUAACGUUCUCGGAUUUUUUACAUACAGAUAGACAUAUAGAAGUACAUAAUCAUGUUCUAUUCAUAAAUGCAUGCAGGCCUCUAUCGUGCUCUAAUAAUACUUUCCCUUCAGCUCGGGCGCAUGUGUAUAUCCAAGAUACCCUCCUUCGCCUUGUUUAUAUAAAACGUGUUCCUGUCAUACGCGCAAAAGUA
This is a messenger RNA of Myxozyma melibiosi, 2101 nucleotides long. RefSeq lists its product as uncharacterized. Gene Ontology annotation, molecular function: protein-lysine N-methyltransferase activity. Lineage: Eukaryota; Fungi; Ascomycota; Lipomycetes; Lipomycetales; Lipomycetaceae. The record is from RefSeq and is a predicted model, not a curated record. The coding region runs from base 165 to 1913 and encodes 582 amino acids. Gene Ontology annotation, cellular component: nucleus. Gene Ontology annotation, biological process: peptidyl-lysine monomethylation. The transcript has a single exon.